ACCUAGGUAUCUGGGCACUUCUGAGAUGCAUUGUCAGGUACUGCACUGCCCAGGUCGUUGCUCUCGAUCACCCUGCUUUACUCAGUCUUUCCUACCCCAUUCUUAUCCGUCAGGUUUCACGCGUCUUGCUGCUCGUUUUUUGACUUCAGAACAUCAUUGACACUAUCCUGACCCAUGGCCACGCAACCCGGCGAGUGUAUCAGCAGACUCAAAAGACGGUACCCUUUGCCGGUGCUUCUUGUCUUCCUGCAAGAUGCUGGGCCUCUGCUCAACGAGGAGGGGAAGGACCAGCUGGGAUUGAUUGAGUCUGAAUGCCGCUCAGCGAACCUGUGUGCCCCUGGCUUGCACAAGCCAUGGCCCGCCAGUCCGUCAAGGGGGCUAGGCUACACGGGCACGCGCUCCGUCACUGAUGACAUUCACCAGGCCAGCACACCGACCUCCCAUAUUCAGAACGAGCAUACCGCCCAGUUACGUCGGAGGACUGCACGUGGUUACAAGAAAGAGCGCGUCGCAUGUCCCUUCUGUUCCGAAGCCAACAUGUCGAAGUCUUUCUCACGCAAAACUGACCUCAAACGUCAUCUCGAAGACUACCACGGAACGAAUGCUCAGUGGCUCUGCCUUGAAAAUGGCUGUGGCAUGAGCUUUGACUGGGAGGCAGCGCGCAAGUCCCAUGUGAAGCAAGCGCACAGCAAUAUGCGCUAUUCCCCAAAGGAAGCCUUCAUCCAGCUCUGCCCUCAGCUUGUGUUUGCCUGUGGCUUUACCACUUGCACGAGGGUCUUUGAGGCAACAAGCGCCCAGGAUGCCGGACAAGUUGCAAAAGAUUAUUUCCGUCACGUCAUUAACCAUUUCAACGACAAGGCGUCUGACCGGACUUGGUCUUACUCAACCCGUAUCCGGAACUUGCUUCGCCAGAAUGGCGUCGAGCUCUACUGGAAAGGGAGAAAGAGAAAGAGAGACGGGAAAGAGGGUCAUAAAACCCUCGAGUGGCAGCCUCACACCUCGGGCGUUCUGAGAGUGAUGCUUGAGACCCGCCAUCUGCCCAAUGUCCCCUUGAUAGUUGAGUGGGCUGUGACACUGGGCUCUGGACAAUUCCCCCUUCCCACGCUGCCGGCGGAGAUGCGCCUUCCUGUCAUGGAGAGUUGCAAGUUCUGCAAGGACGCUACGGUUGCCCAGGGCCUCGCAACCGAGGCUGAUUGGCACCACCACCAGGUGAUGGAUGCUGUUUCCCCGCUGACCGGCCUAGCUGCAUCUGAACUAUCGGAAAGCAAGAUGGAUAAUGACUUGUGCCUCACCGGGAUUUUCAAUCAACCACCACGGUUAUCCCCUCCGGGGCUUUCGAAUGUCGAUGCAUAUGGUCUUCAUCAGCAGGCGUUGAUGUCGUACGAACCGGCCUCGUGGACUGGCCCUCAACCUGGAGUACUGCCACGGUGUCUUCCACCAGACAGCGACCACACCGGCCUGUCUCUCCAGUCCGCACUCGCUCCGGACCCACCAAAUCUCAUGGAGAACGACAUCUUGCACACAACCUCUUACGACACCUCGCCGUUGCAAGAUUGGUCUAGCGUUUUCGCGCAUCAUGCCCUCUCUUUUCCGCAUCAGGCAGAUGGCCCCCAAGCAAAUGUCAAGACUGGCGAAUACCCCAACGCCUUGCAUGCCGAGUACUGGGACGGAAGCACGCAAAACUCCGUACCAAUCUCUGUUGAGAGUGAGCACCAGGGGCUACAAAGCGAGGAAGAGAAUUACCAGGAAGAUUGAGUGCCUGAAGUUCACAGGAACAGACUCACGGAUGGAAUCACCAGUAGAUGGGGCCAAUGACCUACAACGCCUCCCGAGGCGAUGCUCAGGUGUUGAGGGAUAAGGGGCCUUGGAGCGGCCAGGAGUUUUCAGAGUCAGCUAAGUACGGGCCUUUGCUCUCCAUCUGCGGAUACUUUUAGACGUUUUCUUUAGUACCUUAUCAAUGGCAGCAGAAGCCCGGCUGCCAUGGGACGCCCGUUGAAUGCAGGGCAACUUUAGGUUGGGUUAUAUACGGCGGUAUCAAAGUCUUGUUGAUAUGGAGCUCUAGACAAAGUCGAUUUUGUGGUUGCAAUUUCAGAGCGUU
Molecule: messenger RNA, 2098 nt
Organism: Canariomyces notabilis
Lineage: Eukaryota; Fungi; Ascomycota; Sordariomycetes; Sordariales; Chaetomiaceae
Exons: 4
Coding region: 175-1755 (526 amino acids)
Source: RefSeq, a predicted model, not a curated record